AUGCGUCAAAACAUUUUAGGCACUGACAUAUUCUAUUUUCGGAAGAUCCGAUCCCCUCUCCUUCCGCGACGGUCGUCCAGCGCCUCACCGGCGCUCCGCGCCUCGGCCGCCCCGCCCGCGGCGGUGGCCCCUCGCCGUGCGCCAUUCAAGCUCCGGGAUCGGCGCGGGGGCGCGCUCCACCUCCGCCUCUCCCCCUCCCCCCUCCGCCACCACCACCACCACCACCGCUCCUCCUCCUCCUUCGCCGGAGCCCAAUCGCCCACGACGCCGAGCCCUAAAUCCCCGCUCGGAUCCGACCCGCUCUUCUCCCCGCCCCCCGCCGCGUCCUCGCCGUCGCCGGGGAAGGAGACGGCGAUCCCCGCGAACCGCUUCUUCUUCCUCCCCCCUUCCCCCCGCAUCCUCUCCGCCGCCGCCGCCGCCGCCCCCCCCGCAUCGCCGGAGCUGCUCCCGCUCUUUCCGCUCUCCUCCCCCGCGCAGCGCCGGCGCGGCGACGAGGAAUCGAGCAUCGGCGACAAGUCCAUGUGAGGGAAAGGUGUUGAGCUACUCGCUUCAUCCAUUUUGUUGGAAAUGACUUCAGAUGGAAAUGUAAAAAAAUUAAAUUUCGACUUAAUUAAACUUUGAUCAAGUUUUCAGUCCAUUGCACGAGAUACAACUAGUAUUAUCUUCGGAAGACUCAAAAGACGAUUUGGGGAGGAAAGAAGAGGUCAUAAGUUUUUUUUUAUUUUUUUUAUUUUGUAGAAAUAAUUUUUAUGUGCUUGUCAUGCAUUAAUGAUGUACAGUGAUGUAUAGAAGGAAGUGUACAGAGAUUUUGUUCUUCGGUUGAGCAUGACUUCAUCUGUAUCACUCGAUUGUGGGUGAAAUGAAUGGAGUUUUCGGACAUUCGGAACAACUUUCGGGUGCGCCUACGUAGGAUUUGGAAACCCACAACACUACUCCGGUGUUCUUCCUUCUAUCCGAGUGUUCGAAAUGGGAUUCGGGCGCCCGGAACCUCUUUCGGAUGCACCUUCGUGCAUUCCAGACGCCGAGAUGGAGAAGACCGAAUCUCACCUCCGGGCAUUCGGUCUAGAGCCUGACACUUAAUUACUUGUACAUUUGUAGAAAUUGAUUUUGCAUUGAUUUAAAUGCCCUUGAAUUUUGAUAAA
Messenger RNA from Ananas comosus (pineapple), 1142 nucleotides. Its product is annotated as probable transcription factor RL9. The coding region runs from base 1 to 525 and encodes 174 amino acids. The transcript is spliced from 4 exons. The record is from RefSeq and is a predicted model, not a curated record. NCBI's taxonomy places the organism in Eukaryota, Viridiplantae, Streptophyta, Magnoliopsida, Poales, Bromeliaceae.